This is a messenger RNA of Callithrix jacchus (white-tufted-ear marmoset), 1746 nucleotides long. Lineage: Eukaryota; Metazoa; Chordata; Mammalia; Primates; Cebidae. The record is from RefSeq and is a predicted model, not a curated record.
UUAACAGUUAUUAAGCGUUUACUCUGGGCCUGGCUUUUAGGCUUGAGGUCUCUUUCAAGCCUCGCAUCAGCAGCCCCACCUCCGGGAGCAGCGCCCCCGCAUCCCUCAGGCUCUAGCCUGCGGUACUGUUUUCUGCCAGAAGAGGCACUGCGGGGCGGUGCCCAUCCGUUCCCACAGCUCCGGGAAGACCCGGGCAGAGGAGGCUUAGCCCCCUCCCCUCCCGCUUCUUCUGCCUCGUCCUCCUCCUCGUCCUCUCCUCGUCCUCCUCCUCGUCUUCCUCCUCGUCCUCCUCCUCCUCGUCCUCCUCCUCCUCCUCCUCCUCCUCCUCCUCCUCCUCCUCCUGCUCCUCCUCCUCCCCGUCCUCCUCUUCUUCCUCCUCCGGGUCUGAGGGCGGCGGUCUCCGACUCAAGACCCUGGGGCUCCGGGUCUUCUCAGCAGCCGCCGCAACAGCCGCGGCGACGUCACUGUCCUCGCGGCCUGGCACACAGCGCUCCGACCGCCGAUGCCCGUGGACGCGCAUCUCUUCCCAGAGUUCCUGCUUCCUGGGCCAGCCAAAGCCGCAGGGACUUGGAUGAAUCUGGAAACCAUCAUUCUCAGCAAAAGGACACAAGAACAGAAAGCCAAACACUGCAUGUUCUCACUCAUAGAGAACACCUCAGGGUCUUGCCUGCUGUGAGUGCCUUGAAGAGGGAGCAGCAGGCACAGCCAAAGAGACACCUGGCUCAAGGACUGAGAAGGAGUAUGGCUGCCCCUCCCAAAGCUCCCAUCCGUGUCAGGAAUUUUACCAUCAGAGCAGGAGUUCUCACUGGCAAGGAGAACAACAUGCUGCAGUCUGAGAGCCACAUCUUCACAGCCCCCGAGGAAGGGAGCUCCCAAGGGGCUCUGCUGCUUGGCCAUGCCCCAGAAACUUUGUCUCUGCCCCGUACUCCAGUGACCUUGGAGCAGCAACUGGUUUCUCCUUCUGGGGAUCCCCACAGGGCCCCUGCCCUGCCCAGCAUAUGCUCAACUCUGAUCCUCCAGCCCUGUGCCACCCUUGACCCUCUUCUACUGCAGCCACAGGUCUCCAAAGUCUCUGACCAGGCUUUGGUUUCUGCCUACUCAGAGUGGCAGCGGAAGCUGGAGGCUGCUGAGGCUCUGCUGACUCUGAGAAACUCUGCCCAGGCCCCUCCUGACUCCAUCUCCCUGCACCAGCCCUGCAACCCACCAGCUCCUGCUGGAGAUAAAGGAUUCCAGCCUCCCAGCCCCUCUCUCCGCCCCAGGACAGCCAGCUCCAUCUCGCUGCCUAUUGGACAUCUGGGAUGCAUCUCCCUCUUGAGCUAGGAACCCAGAGGAGGAGGCCUCAAUAGAGCACUGCCUACUUGGUAUCCAGUUUCUGAAUGUGCAAAAUGGUAAUGUCCAAAACGCUUAACAUCUUUUUUUAGAGCCUUCAGGUGUUUUAUAAGCUUUUUAUUAUAUGGGGCGAUUCCUUUGCUGAGGGUGGAUAUUCUCGUAUGUCUAUCCCUUACUCUUUUGGAUGCUGGGCCCUUUUUCUGUCUCACAAGGACAGGAUUGUGCAAUAUAAGUUGAUCAGUCUCUCAGUGGGGUUCUGUGUGAGUUCAUAUGCCAGAGUUUUUAUUCGUCUUGUGAUUGUUGACAUACCUGUGCACUUAUGUGUGUACCCAUGCAUGUGGAAACAUGAAGAUGUUUUCACUUUGUGUCUAGGUUUAUGUACGUGAACAAAUAAUAAACCCUCGUUGUUAUAAGGCA